Anopheles maculipalpis is the source of this 1464-nucleotide messenger RNA. RefSeq lists its product as uncharacterized. Bases 1 to 1464 code for a protein of 487 amino acids. NCBI's taxonomy places the organism in Eukaryota, Metazoa, Arthropoda, Insecta, Diptera, Culicidae. The record is from RefSeq and is a predicted model, not a curated record. The transcript is spliced from 2 exons.
AUGAUUGGGAUGCAGGUACGGGACACCGCUAAGCCGGUUACACAAUGCACAAAUAGGGAACGCCGGCCAUUGGGGGAUAUCGAUGUGAAUCGAAGUCAUGAUAAAAUCAUUCCGUCUAAGGAUAGGCAGACUACAGGCGAGGGACACAUUCCUUCCGCCUUUCAGGUGUUCGACGAUGGCGAAACAUCAUCCAAGAAAAAAAAUGGCAUAAAAAUUUCAACGAAAUUAGCUUCAGUUUUAAACAACGCUGAAAAGAAAAUGGCCAGUGACAAAACGCCGUUUCUGUCCAUCAAUAGGAUGCGGAGUGGUGAACAGUUAGUUACCAAGGAUUCUUGCGUUUCGAAUACAAAGAUAAAGGCAGCAAUCUUCAACAGCGACGUUCCGACGAAUGGUGUACCAGUUGCUGAGAUUGACCAGCUGGAGGCACAGUUUGCUUUGAUGUCUGUCGAAAAAUUGCACAACAAAACGCAAAACCAAAUCCCUGGAAACACUGCUGUUACUAAAAAUGUCUCUAAUGCAACUGCUCAUUCUACGGACAUUGACUUAAUGAAGGAAUGCUGUAAAGACAUGUGUGCAAUAUUAGAGACCGCCCCUCAAAUGCAAGAACCAAAAUCAUCCACUAACUCUACCUACACUGGUGCAAUAAGAAAAGUUGUCGCAGACACGGUGGAUGACAAAUUGCACGAGCUUCCCUAUUUUCAACUGAACGUUGAGGCUAAAGAAUGGAAAGCUACACCUGCCAAUGCCACAAACGAAACAUUGAAUGGUUCCUUUCCCGGUUCCUCUAAACUUCGUAGUGGAAUCCGAGAAUUACCAUCAUUUUGGAAUCUAAACUUUGACGACCACGCUCAGCACGGAAACACUACCGGCGCUCAACCAUGCGGUGGCAGGAAAAUCGUCGGACGACAGUUGACAUCGCCCAAAAGAAGGCAAAAAUCUGUGAAUCGAAACAUUAUGUUCGAGCUGGAUGAUCGAACGCAGGAAAUUUUACGCUACGAGCGAGGUUUGGAAUCGCGCCGCAAGAAAGCGCUCGAAGCGAUGCGUGUAGAACAGGAAAGGAUUAAAUGGUCAGCACUAUCGGGAGCAGCACAGAAGCAACAGCUAUGUCCAAUCGUAUCUACUAAUACGAAGAAUCAAUACCAGCCUGCUGUGAUCGCUGCUACAACAAACCAUAACCCUACCCAUACCGUUGCCGGUAUCCAUGGUUUUCAGCGUACCAGCAGCAGCAACAGCAGUUCUGCUCAUUCGGCCAACCAAAUGCCGUUGCUUCCGUUGGCCGAAAAACAGCCAGCCCCUGUUCGAUCCAGUAUCUGUAUAAUGAAGCAUCGAACACCACCAAAUACUCUGAUACGUUACGAAAAAGCCGAACUGCUGAAACUGAAUUACUCGGCAAAGUGUGCUGAUAAAAGGUAUGACGAGCCGCAGGACGUAUUUUCCUACAUGACACAUUUUAGCAUUGAUUAA